Molecule: messenger RNA, 9963 nt
Organism: Rhineura floridana
Lineage: Eukaryota; Metazoa; Chordata; Lepidosauria; Squamata; Rhineuridae
Gene: RAB43
Product: RAB43, member RAS oncogene family
Exons: 3
Coding region: 192-1172 (326 amino acids)
Biological process (GO): regulation of exocytosis; protein secretion
Molecular function (GO): GTP binding; GTPase activity
Source: RefSeq, a predicted model, not a curated record
CUAACACGCGAUGCGCAAAUCGUCCCGUCCCCUCCCCUCAACAUAACGGAAGCGGCUUUCUUUCCUAAAUACGAGGAGUCGGUCGUCGAACGACCGUGACACGCAAAACGUGCCAUUUGGGGCUCAAGCCUCUCACAGACGCCAAUGCCAGUUUUUCUUCGGGGCGGUGGAAUGACUGUGAGCUGGGUAUUAUGCAGCCUGUGCGGGACUCGCUUCUAAGCAUGAAGUGUGAAGGCAGGUCGGACUCUGAGCCUCUAUCAAAGAAGGCGACGCUUCUCUUCUUGCCCGCCCAUCCUGGCCAGUGCAUGAGGAAGAACUUCAGCUCCCGUUGCGCAUGCCCAGUCACCCGACCUGGCAGGGCUGGGGAGGAUGCUGAGGCGGUCGCAGUCGCGGCCCAGACGGGAGCAAGGGGGGCCGAGGGUUCAGCGCUAGGCCGGCCUGGGCGCUGCCGAGCUUCCCGCCGCUGUGGAGGCGAGGAGGCCAAAGACAGCAGCCGUAGCAGCUGCUACAGCGCCGCCGCCAUGCCCGGACCCCCAACCGCAGUAGCAGCGCCCUCCGGGCCGGACCCCGAGGAGCGCUACGACUUCCUCUUCAAACUGGUGCUGAUCGGCGACGCCAGCGUGGGCAAGACGUGUCUAGUGCAGCGUUUCAAGACCGGGGCCUUCGCCGAGCGCCAGGGCAACACUAUCGGCGUUGACUUCACCAUGAAGAGCUUGGAAAUCCAGGGCAAGCGGGUCAAGUUGCAGAUCUGGGACACAGCAGGCCAGGAGAGGUUUCGGACCAUUACCCAGAGUUACUACCGUAGCGCCAAUGGGGCUAUUCUAGCAUAUGACAUCAGCCAGAGAGGCUCUUUCCAGUCUAUUCCUCGCUGGAUCGAGGAUGUGAGGAAGUAUGCAGGCUCCAACAUAGUACAACUGUUGAUUGGAAACAAGUCUGACCUAAGUGACCUUCGGGAGGUUCAGCUAGAGGAAGCUCAGAGUCUGGCUGAACAUUAUGAUAUCACCUGUGCCAUAGAGACUUCUGCGAAGGACUCAAGCAAUGUGGAGGAGGCUUUUGUAAAGAUGGCAACAGAGCUGAUGAUGAGGCAUGGAGGUCCCAUGUUCAGUGAGCAAAACACAGACAGCAUCAAACUUGACAGCAAGGAUGUAGAAGGAUGGGGGUGUGGCUGCUGAUACAGCUUAUGAAAUAUCACUUAACUGUUACUGGAAUAAAGGUGUUCCCCCCCUUCUCUUACAUAUACAGACAUGCACAUACCCUCCAUGCUGCAUAUCCUUUUCCUGUAAGCCCAAUAUUUUUGUAGGUUAGAGAUUAACAUUCCCAGGAUAAUUUUAAAUAUGAAGAUACUUAAGUAGAUCUGCAAGUUAGCCUUCCAGGGCAGUAACUAUGUAACAGUGUCUGCCAGAUUCUUUUCAGAGAACUUGUGCAAUUCAAAAGUUGAGUUGCAUAGAAGGAAGCUCCUGGGACCUCUUUGUAUGAAAUUGUCUGAACAAGAAAUGAUUGUGUUACCAGUUAUAAGUCCCUCUACAUGGGAUCUUGUCAGUGAAGAUAACACUUUUGCUUUUUGGACAGUGAGUCCAAACACUGCCUUUUUUAAAACUCUCAACAUUCCACCAAGAAUCAGAAACUGCACAGGAUCACACAGUUUCUCUGCAUGGAUGCUUCAAGUAUGAAAUACUUGAAUUUUUUCCAUAUAGAACAAAUCUGAAAUUUGUUCAAAAUGAGGAACCUCCACAGAACUUUUUCUAGACAUUAAGUGUAGCAUAUGAAGAGGGUUGGUUAAUACUGCUGGGUGCAAAGCUGGCUGGACAAAUUUCCAUUUCAUGUUUUUCAGACAAAUAGAGAAAACAGCAUGAGCACAAUUUAACACCUAUGUAGCACAUGGGUCGCUAAUUCUUUUCUUUAAUUCCACCCUUGGUAACUUGAUCCUAAAAAAUUUCAUUGGAUGGAAGUCCUACUGAUUUGAAUGGAACAUUCUUGGAAGUAAAUGCCUUUGAAAAUUCAUCAGGCUCACUUCCAAGUAAAUAGGCUUAGGAUUGUAGUGUCAGUGUUAAGGUUUGUUAAUAAUUUAUUUUGCACAUUUUAAUAAUCUCCUUGAUGUUAAUAUUGUGGGCUUCUAAUACUCAGUGUUAUUAAUUUCAUUUAAAAUUCAUAUUCAGCAUUGUUGGAAAGAAGGAGAUGUUUUCAAUUUUUUUUUUACCGUAAGCUUCUUUAAUUGCUGUAAUGCAUCUAACCAGUUUCAUUGAAAGUGAGUUCCAGUCACGGUGAUCAUUAAUGUUGUUGCUGGGGUAUUUUUUUAUUUUUAUUUUUUGCAUAGGAUGUUAUCCUGGCUAGAGCUUCUUCCUAUUUAACUUUGGAUAUUAAAUUAGGUGAAAUUGAAAAUCAACAGUUACCUGUUGGGUCUUUAGGUAUUUUAUAUUUUCACAAAAUCAGCUCCUUGUGAAGUUUCUCUGGGCCAAUUUUGUUAAGCAAUUGCUUUUUGAUAAAUGUUCGUAAACUGCACAGUCAAGUACAGGUGAUCACUGCUAAUUUUCCUUGAAUGACUACCCAUAUUAUGGAGCCCCUAGAAAUCAUGUAGCAAUUGCUGUCAUAUCAGAAAUUAGCUCAGGAGUUCCCAGUGUCAUGCACAAUUUUGUGACUUGUAAGAUAAUCCUUUCAUAGAAUUGAAUACACUAUCCUGCAGAUCUCUCCCACCCACUCCAUUAGUUUAUGCCACAGCACAUUCUUUUAAAUUGUAGCUUCUCAUUUCUGCAAGAAAAAUAUUCACAACUUUUUAAAAGGUCUGCAACUUAUUAAUCUAACUAUGUGACUAUUUCUGCUCAGCAUAUUUAACUUAAGUUUGUGUGAGGUUAAAUUUAUGCCUACAGCUUAGCUGUAUAGAUGUUAGCCACAUUUUUCUUUUUCUUUUUUUUAGCACCUUAAAACUAAGAAACUAGGAAGAAUGAAUAAGGGAUUGAAUCUAAAGAAAAAUGCACCAAAGGGGGCUAGCGGAAGCUGACUUUCCCACCUGACUUUCAGCGAUAUCCCCUUUCCUCUCAGCUACCUCCCCACCCCAUGACACAUCCCAUUCCAUUCAACAGGGUCCCCCAACCUUCAUGAGAGACUUUUGGAUGUGAUUGGGGGGCUGUCGGGAAGGAUGGAGCAGAAAGUUUUGGUAUACUUUUCUCUGGAUUCAACCCAAAGUGUCUGCAGGUUUUUAGCCAGUUUUUCAGUGUUUAAUUUAUGGUACCUGUUAAAAGGGCCUCAUUUCAAAACAAAGGGCUAAGUCUCUGAAAAACAUGUCUCUGCAACUAGGUAGUCUGAAAGUCCUGAUCACCUUAGAAAAAUGCAUUUUAGAAACUCAGAUUAUUAUUGGGAAAACAUCUGUUUAUUCUUAUUUCAGUUGACAUGAAAGAGAAGAUCAGGACAAGGCUGAUGUCAGAUCUGUUUUGAAAAUUGGUAUGAUUAAUCAGAGAAUCCAUCUUUCUAUAUAAAAAAGGAACCUUUUAUCUGCUUCAGUUUUUGUCAUAUAAAGCAUCUGACUGUAUAAUUUGUUUACUUUGAUAAUUUAUGUCCCACUUUUUCCUAUCGAAGAUGGACCCAGCAUAGGUCCUAUUGUGUUUUUGCUUCUUCUAGGAGAAUAGUGGCUUUACUUUCAAGUCUGUUAGAUAUGAAAACUAGCAAGGCCUAAGGAUAGUUUUCACAACUACAUUUUACAAAGAACUGUAGUGUGGGGUGUGAUGGAGAAGUUUUCUAAAUAGUACUUUGUACCAGAAGAUGUCAGGUCUACUGCAUCCAGACUUUGAAAAGCACUGAUUGCCCCACAGUAACUAAUCACUGUAUUUAGGUGUUAAAGAAAACUCGAGUUGUUACCUUAAAGAAAUGUUGGUAUCAAAAAUCUUUCUACACUGUGAGUACAAUUUCCCAAAGUUCUGGUAUUGCAUAAUUCAAAUUACUAGAAGCUGAAUAGCAACAGUGCCUGGGUAAAUGGAUCCAUCCACUUUAGGCCAAGCCCCAAGUUGAUGUAUCUGUGUAGAAACUUUUCUAUCAAAGCCAGGUCUCUCUCAGCUGUAAGGGUCUUCUCCAGCUAACUCGUUGAAGAACUGAUGCCAUUACAUAUUUAGAAUCACUUUGGGCUGAUUCUGACAUGAUGGUGUUCCCACAGUGAUUUUAUUUAUUUAUUUAUUUAGAAAAUGAUCCUGUAGAUCCACACUGGGGACUUUGCAAAUAGAUGGUGAGAUCUAUAAGAUUUCCGGGUUUUAUGUGACCAGGAUCCUGUUGGACUACGCUCACAAGACUGUAGUCACACGUGCAGUUCAGGACAUUCUAGGGCCACCAGAUGUUUCAGAAUUAACCUGUUUACUCAGAUCUAUGCACAUUUUAUAGCAAGUAUAUUGGUACUACACAGAUCUCAGCUGUUAAUUUUCUCCAGCAUUUUACAUUCCAAUGUAGCCUGAGGGUGAAUGAUUAUUAUUGGGAUUAUUAUUGUUAUUAUUAGCUGCCUCUUGUAGCCCUUGCUGAAUAGGACUGAUUUUGCUACAAGUUUAGUACUUUCACCAGGCCGUUUAUGUAGAUACAAUUGUACUGUAGCUUACCAAACAUUAUAAAGAGAUUGGCUUUUGUUACAAGCAUUCCAUUGCUAACACAGGUAAAUUUGACAUCAAACUUUAGAGAAUGAUAAAAACCUAUCUCAUAUCUACGGAGUCUUCUGACACCCUUUGGAGUGGGUGCCUAAUAAAAGGGCAUGAACUGUUAACAGAAUAGUGCAAGCAAAUAGCAACUGCCAAAGUCACCUGUGUCAUUCUCUCUCUAUGCUUGCAAGUAUGUAAUUAUGAGGUUGCUGUUAAAUGUUCCCAGCAGAAGGUAUGGCUAAGCAACCACUCAGUGGUAAAGCUGAUUCCUCUCUUGCUAGAGUGCUUAAACCUCAUGUCCUGCCAGGUGGUGGUGGAGGAAGGGGGCAGAAUAUGCGGCAGAGUAGCGUUCUGGGUUUGUACUUCUUUACUCAGCGCAUAGUUAAACUAUGGAAUUUGCUCCCACAAGAUGCAGUAAUGGCCACCAGCUUGGAUGGCUUUAAAAGAAGAUUAGACAAAUUCAUGGAGGACAGGGCUAUCAAUGGCUACUAGCCAUGAUGGCUGUGCUCUGCCACCCUAGUCAGAGGCAGCAUGCUUCUGAAAACCAGUUGCCGGAAGCCUCAGGAGGGGAGAGUGUUCUUGCACUCGGGUCCUGCUUGCGGGCUUCCCCCAGGCACCUGGUUGGCCACUGUGAGAACAGGAUGCUGGACUAGAUGGGCCACUGGCCUGAUCCAGCAGGCUCUUCUUAUGUUCUUAUGUUCUUAUCCCUUGGCCCCAGGGGCUUGGGCUGAACCUGAUCUUUUAAAAGGGGAACUUGGCAAGAACACACUGACAGGGUUCUCUUAUAAUUGGAAAGAAAUUAAGCACUUCGUUUUUCCUCAGUCUUUUUAGCACAACUGCAAGUUGUUUCCCAUAAGUGUAUUGUAUAAGAAAUAUUUUCAUCAGACAGAAAAUACAUAUCUCAAAUGAAGCUUCCCAGUAUAGUCACUCGUCUUAGAGGCUGGGAAGCUGGGAAACCUUUGCUAUAAAUAAAUUCAUAUUUCUGACCAGGAUUUAUUUUCUUUCCCUCCGGCUGAGGGCUAAGUCACACAAUCCUUAAGUGUUGAAGUGAUGAUGGUUUACUUUUGCAGUGGUGGUAGUCAUCUGACUGCUUUGCCCCUUGGCUAGAUCAUGUGAGCUGGCCCUCAGCCAUAGUACAGAUGAUCUGUGGCGUUUGUCUAGUUUAGUCUAACAUUGCAAGUUUUUCUUUCACAGUAUUGUAAAACUUCAUUAAAUUAACAAAGUUGUCUUGAAUCUAUCAGCAUUGCAGUAUUAAGAUAACACAUAUUUGCAUGCCAAAGACACACAAUAAUGGAAGAGAUGGAUGGACUUGCCUGAAUCAGUUUAGCAGAAAAUGUGGAUGCACAGGCAGAUUUCAGAUAUAUCAACAGAGGCUUAUAAAACACACACCAGAUUCUGAUGAUGAUACUAGAUUAUCAUUUGUACUAAAACAGUUCCCAGUCUUAUGAUGGGUACUUCAGAUGAGCCACAUUUCUUACGUAGAAAACAUUCUGUUGCAUAUUUUCUACACAAUAAAUAUUGUUCGUGUAGGAGAACCUACAUAUGCACCAUGCAUAAUUGGUGGCACCAGACAUGUAUCUCACCAUUUAUAAUGGGAUUCUUGUAGCAGAGGUUUUUUUAAAAAUACAUACUAUUUAUAAUGAGUUCUAUGUGUGUCCAAAUUAACUUUGGAAAUCUUGUAGUAGAAGUGAGCACACUAAAUGUGUGAUUAAGUAGCAUGUGACCAGAGUUUAUGGCCUAAAUAUUUGAAAAUUGUUUCCUAGUAAUUGAACGCUAUCUAGACCCUUUAAAGGGUUGCUUCAAGUUUUGGAAAGUAUUCUAUUUGUGACAGGUAGUUAUCAGCCUUAAGGUUCUGUUAUUUGUAGUCACUGGUUUUCAUUUGUUUCAUUACUGGCUUGCAAGAUGAAGUCUAUCUUUUGCUGUACAAAAAGGAAGAUGCAGCUAAUAAUUACUAUUGAUUUUCCCACUUUUAUAUGGACAGUAAUUGUCCACAUAAAUGUUUCCCAAAUAGCAUGGUUUUGUUUAGAUAGCUGCCUUAAGAACCUGUUGGUAAGGCUCAUCUUAAUGCAUAGUCUAUGCAAAUAUUUGUUAAUCGAAGAUAUGUAUUUAGUACAGUGCCUUUCUUUUGUGUUUUUACAAAACAUCUGAAAUGUUUGAAGUACAUAGCUAUGUGCACCUCGUUAUGUUUGACAUUGGCCUAAUACUAGGUUGGAUUGCUAUUCUUUAGACUGAAGCCACUUCUAACUCAAACAUCUCCAAGUGAUUCACCUGUAAAAACAUAAACAUAAAUACAUCAUAGCAUUAACAGAAUGUAUGUGAAAGCAAAACCCACCAUAGUAGGAAACGUAACACACUUAACAAUCAACCAUCCAGCCUGAGCGAUUUUGUAUAUAUUACCUAAAAGUGCAAGGAGAGAUGUCACUUUUUGCACUUCUUCUGUAAUAUCGAAGGAGGACUUCACACGUUUUCCAUGGAAAGGUGGUGGAUGAACUAGGAGAGCUAUCCCUACUUUCUCUUCCACUUCCUUUUUAUCAAGAGCAAUGUCGUUUUAGAGAAAGAAAUAAAGUCUUUGCUUCAGAACAAAAUGGUGAAUCCUGCUAGAUCCAGCAACAGCAGAAGAAAAUGCCUCCUGCCCCCCAUGUCUUUUCUUUCCCUGCUCCACCCUGAUUUUUUUCCUGACCCUUUUAUAGUGAUAGUUCUGCUUUUUUGCUUUUAUUCCUAACUUUCAAAAUAAGCAGGGAGAUGGCAGCAUCACAAUUAAAACGUGAUGACUGCAGUGUUUGAAUUGCUCAAACGGGCACAAACAUCUGGAGAAUUGUCUGGAAAAUCUGGAAUGUGAGGAAAAAGAAAAACAUGGCAAGUACAGUAUCAUGGUUGUGGUUUAGUGGAUGAAACCCAUUCCCUAAAUCCCAAACUUAUGUGGCAACAAAUGCCAUUGGAAGGCAACCUGAAUAUAUUUAGAAUCAGGGUGUAAACUCUUUCUCUAGUUGCACUGCAAUCCCUUCUAACUUGUACAGCUAGGAAAGAAAUGUACAGGGUAUAGUGAGACAAUCUCGCAUGAUGUGCUAUUAUGGUUGUAUAAGAUUCCUACAUAAAUUCUUAGCUGCUUUGGCUGUAUUUUGAGAAAAUAAAAGGUGCAUGAGUGAUUCAAGUGCAUACUCUUAAUAUAUUGAUAUUGGUCACAGUCUUCAUAUUGUGAUGCUCAUAAUUUUGCAACAUAUGGAGGCUUUGGUUAUUUGCAUUGUGUUAAGCAAAACUCUAGGGGAAAUUGUUAUUUUAUCCCUCUAAGAAAAAAAAUUGAGAGAUUCUCAAGCUUUUGAGGACUGGCUAUUUCCCUAACUUACCAAAAUUUUAAUUUCCUUGAGCUCAAUUAAUAAGCACUGUGCUGUCAUACGAGGACAGCUCCUCCUCCAAAACUUCACAAGAAAGAUCUGCAUGCAGGACCAGGAUUCCAUAUACAGUUUCUUUUGCUGAACUGGGACCCACACAGGCAGAUCAAUUCUAAAUAUGCAUCUGCAUUGUGAUGUACAUUCUCCAGUCCCCAUCCAUAUUGCAAUGCAGAUUAAAUGUACAUCUGCAUCUGCUGUCUCAAGUACAAGCAUAUGUCUAUCUCUAUAUUAGAGAUACAAGGUAACAGUAUUAAUUUUUUAUGCAAACGGAGUUAUGUCUCUGAAAAUAAAUAAGAACUUUAAAACUUGAGCAUGCAAAAUGGUAUACUUAAAAUUAGGAAAGCUUCACUUUAAAAUAUAGGACAAAAAUCUAGAUGUCUUAUACAUACCCAAAAAAGAUGCCCUUACGAGUAGAGGCUGUGUUUUUAAAAAGGAAAGGCAGGAGUGAAACAGGCAUGGGCUUCUUGUUUGCUUGCUUGUGUCUGUCUUGCCAAAAAAAAAAAAAGGUAUAGGAAGUAUAAUAGAAAAAUAUAGUAGCCCUCAUUUGGAGCAUUGCCUAAGGCUACAAUCCUACACACAUGUACUUGGGAGUAAAUUCCAUUGAAAUCAAUGGAACCUACUAAAAUAAACUUGAUUAGGAUUGUAUUUAUAGCCUUGUUCAAGUAAGUAGGAUAAAUUGACAACUAACGUUUUAAGUCCUGAAAUCACUGGGAUUUAGGUAUAACUGCCUCUAUAUUGGAAUUGCAUAUCUUUUUGAGGACCACUACUUUGAAUCAGUAUUGGUUCAAUUUACAUACACUGACUAAAAUAACUUCUAAUUUUGUGUCUCUGUGUGUGUGUGUGGGGGGGGGGGAAAUGUAACCUUUUCCUUUCUUGUCAUCUCUCUCAAAAUCAUGCCCCUUUCCCCAGCUGCUUUCUCAUCCAGGGAGGGGGGCAGGGAAGGGAGAUCCGGAGAUGUGUGGAUGUCUGUUUGUCUACUAAGUGCAGUGACAUUCCCCAUGAGUUAGGUGUUUGCAUUAUUACCCUAUUGCUUUUACUGACUACAUCUGGCCCUCCAUAAGAAGAAUCUGUAGAAAGAUAGCACAAGGCUAUAGAAUCAGAUAUUCUGGGUUGGGAUGGGGAGGUGUAAGUCUAUGAUCGUGGUGUUGGCACAGGCUGGAAUCUGAUAGAGAUAAUGCCUGCACUACUUGAAAGGGGGAAGUGAUUUGGGGGGAAAUCUUUGGUGAUAAAUGUUAACACAGUCUCUGGAGGUUCCUCGUGCUCAGUGGGUUCAGUAGCAUUUCCUGUUCUGUAAUAGCACCUCGGAUGUUGGCAUCAGGUGUUUUGUUUGUUUGUUUGUUUGUUUUAAAUCUCGUGUUCCUGGGACAUGCAGCUUCCACUAGCCAUAAAAAAGGCCCAGCUAACAUGCAUAGUGGGGAGAAAGUUCUGAUUCAUAUUGAAUUCAUUCACUUCGUUCCAAAAAGAACUGAAAGGUUUGAAGAACUCUGGUGUAAACUGAAGUGUUCUGCAUUUUUUAAGAACAAUUUUAUUGCUUGAAAUAAUCAGGGUUUCUGGGAACAGUUAUAGAACCCAUCUUUCUGAUCACCGGCAACUGUCUUGCUUGUCCUAGUACAGUGUUUACCGGAGGAAAUGGAAUGCAAGAUAACAAGGGAGCAACACUUGCAUACAAUAGUCAAUUUUGACAUUUUACUGUCACCUAUUUAUGAAUUUAUAAGAAAAAUAUUAUUUUUAAAAACUAUGAAUCCUACUUUUUUUGUAAAUUUUAGCAAAGUGUAGCAAAUGCAUUGUAUUGUGUAUAAUUAAAAUGAGCAUUUGGCUAAUUGUGUAUGUUUUAUUAACUAUACUACAUAUCACCACAUUGUCACUGUUCACCAGGUUUUAAAUUGUUUUUAAUAUGUAUUUUUUACUGUUGUGACCCACCCUGGGACUUACUGGUGAAGGGCAGGUCAAUAUUGAAUUGAAUUAAU